CAUCUCCAUGGCCAUGUAGAAAAUCCCAACCUGCUGAUCCAUGUGCACUUCAUCUUCUCUACAUCACGCAUGCUGUCUACGGACAGCUGUCCUUUCAGUACAUCAAGCACAUUUCAUUGUUUUGGAACGGAAGCUUAUCAGUGAGGAGAUUGUUAUCUCUUGAGGACCAAUAACAAACAAAAAGCUGGCCUUAUACCCUUAAACUUCUGCAAGUUUGGAAACUGGUCCAACAACAACAAACACAACUAAGAACUUUGUAGAUGAGCCUUUUUACAGCUUUGACAGCAAAACUGAAAGAGCCCAAAUGGAAGAUUUCUCUGGUCCUUGAGGUGGGCCCUCACAGUUCAGUGUCAAUACAACAGGAGAUCUCAAGGUGUAAAGCAGCUACUGUUUAUAUGUAUGGAGAAAAACCACAUCCGUGCUCUUAUUUGAUUUAUUCAGGUAUGUACUCCCAUUACCAUGUUUAGCAAAUGUGAUGUUCAUUUACAUGUAUUAUGUAAGAAGAUCUAAUCAUUGUGGUGUAGUCCUGUAUGUAUUUAUGUUGUAGCCUAUGUGUGAACAGGUUAGAUUUAAGAUAUAUUUCCUAAGAAGAACAUGCAAUGUGAUCGGAGAAAAAACAGCCUAAUGCGAACAUUUAUUUUCCAUAGUAAUUCUUUAUUGUAUUUUGUUUUAUGCUUUUUGAAUGAAUGCAAUUCAACGGUCAGUCUGUUUACCAUUGACUGAGGGGAGGCUACUGUUUAUAUGUAUGGAGAAAAACCACAUCCGUGCUCUUAUUUGAUUUAUUCAGAAUAAAGUGCCUAAGGAAUGUCAGCGUCCUGUCAUCAGUGCACCUGAACACAACGCAGUAGUCGGCGAGGUACAGACCGCGCCGGCUACAUUGGUGCCGUGACCCGGAUUUCUUCGCUUCAGAUCAUCGCCAGGGUGAUCGCCGGUGGUUGCUGUGACGAGUUGGAACCUCUUCAGGACAUUGACAAGUACAUGGGCUAAUGAUAAUGUGGAAAUUUUAACUACUAUUUGCCUCUACCUCAGCUAGUAUAAUUUUACAUUGUGAUUUAUUUUUCUUAUUUGCAUAUUUGCAUGUACUAGUAAUUCACAUAUUAUUACCAUAGUCUAACACAUCACAACUUUUGCAAAAAUGACUGAUGGUAAGGAUGUGCAGACACCCCUUAGCCGUGGGGAUGCUGCAGUGGUAACCUUGGGGAGGGGCAGGCUUAUGAGUAGGGUGGAGUGCACGCCGGUUAAAGGUGCUGGUGUACUAGGCAGACCUGUACUCUCAUCCACACGCUUACACACUGAUGCACAUUCCCCCGCACAACACAUGCGUAGGUUAGGGGAUGUUUCAGACAUCGGGAACGGUGUUAGUUCAGUGGGCCGCCCUGUAUUCUCAUACACUCACACGCAUACAGAUGAACAUUCUCCACGUCAGCCAGCGUCUAGUCCAGAUGUGAGUUCCGCAGACCUAGGGAAUCUCAUCACACAAUUAGCUUAUGAAAUAGGAGAGAACAUUGCUAGCCAACUACAGAGAUCUGUUAAUAGUGCAGAUAGCCAAACCACUCCUACACUUAGCCUGAACUUAGGACUUGGACAGUCUGACUUGAACAUGACUGGAGUAAAGUUAGUUAUGAAGACAGAUGUCAAAGAGCCGCCUUACUUCAGGGGUGAUGGAACAGACAAACACACAAUGCAUGAGUGGGAAGAAAUGAUGAGCGUGUACCUGAAUAAGAGGGGUGUCCCCCCGCAAGAGUACUCUCAGGAGAUCAUGUCAAGACUAAUGGGAAAGGCUAGAGACAUCGUUAAAGUUACCCUGCGCAGCAUGCCAUCGCUGCAGCCAGCUGAAAACUCCAAGCUUGUCUUUGAUAUUCUGAAACAGCAUUUCAGUGAGGUAACCUACUCCUCGAUGCCGUUAGCAGAUUUUUAUAACACGCUUCCUUCGGCCGGAGAAAGUCCCAUGGACUAUUGGAUACGCUUAAAUAAGGCUGUGGAUGUUGCGGAUGAGUGCCUGAGAAGACAGGGGCGAAACGUUGAGGACCCCUCUCAUGAAGUCACAAUGAUGCUGGUGAAGCACUGUCCUGACCCCGCUCUUGCAAGUGUCCUAAAGUGCAAAACAGCAGAGAAAUGGACAGCAAAUGAAAUUCAGGAACACCUCAUUGAACAUCACAGAGAGGCCAGAACAAUGUCUCAAGCCAAGUCUUACCGGCCAAAGAACAUUGGUGUACAUGUUCAGACACCAGCAAUAGAGACAGUCACUGCUAAUAACACUACAGACCUUACCUGCUACCCGAAGCCAAUUGAACCACCAUCCUCUUCUCAGACCGAGAGCGCCUGCAUCCAGUCUCUCAUUGGCUUGCUGAACCGUGUGCUGGAGCAGAAUGCCCAGACAGCAGCAGUCGUGCCACCGAGCAGGGGGCCAGCAGCCAUAGUUCAGAGUAGAUGUAGAGUCUGUCAGUCUGCUGAACACUCAACUACUGCGCACUGUAGACAGGCGAACCUCUGUAUGGGCUGUUACAAGCCCGGCCACUGGAAGAGAGAGUGCCAACAGCGCCGGCCAAGAAUUAACACCCAGCCACAGUCAGCACAAGAACAGCCUAAACCUGAGCAAGGCGGAGCCAGUUUAAACUAGAUGGCUCACAUACGGAGAGGGGAUGUGUGAGCGUUAAAGCAUCAACCCUUGAAGAAAGUGAAGAAUUAAAGGAGAUGUAUGUCAAUGUUUGUAAAGCAAUGUCAGAUAAUUGCACAAUAAUUGUUCAGAAUAUUCACACAGUGGAGACGUUCAGCGAGUUAUUUCACGCACCAGUGACAGUUAAUGGCCGUGCUCAGUUGCAAGGGCUCCUCGAUACAGGGUCAAUGGCCUGCACGAUAAGUGAAGAGGCAGAGCAGAGACUGCUAUCAGAUAGCGUCUUGACCCAACAGCAAGAACUCCCGCAGCGCAUCAUCCUAGUUGGCUGUGGAGGAGUACGGGUGAGCCCCAAGUGCAUGUAUGACAUGGAGCUGAGUCUGUAUGGGGUGAAGUGCAUGGUCCCAGUCCUGGUAGUCACUGGUCAGAGGGAUGACGUCAUAGUAGGCACCAAUAUGUUGAAAUACGUGCUGCAUCAGCUGAAAAAUGAGAACAGUUACUGGACACUUAUCUCGCGCAACACAAAAGGGUCUUCAGACGGUGAACAGUUUUUGGAGAUGAUGGCAAGCCUCACGAGAUGGAGGGGUGAAGAUGUGCCGGAAAAAGUAGGGACAGUGAAACUAACCCAGGCGGUGACUCUUCUUCCCAAACAAGAGUACCUGCUGUGGGGUAGACUGCCCAGUAAUGUGCCCAAGUCACCUGGGAGCACAGUUGUGGUCGAGCCCACCACCUCUAGGUGUGUGCCUCGGGGCAUCAUGGUGGGGAAAGUUGUAACGCCGCUGUGGGGAGAUGGCUGGACUCCCAUGAAAAUCACCAACAUCUCUGAUAAACCACUCACCCUGAGAAAGAACAGCAAGCUCGCAGACGUGUCUACUUGUGUUGCAGCUGAAGACUUCCCGCUGUUCCAGGGUUCCUUUCAGAGUGAUGCUGGCUCUGCUAAAGUGACUCAUGUGAAACAGGAUGACAACACUGAUUUGAAAGACAGGCUUCAGAAGUCUGGUCUGGGAAAUGUCGACAUUGAUCAUUGUGAAGCGAGCCCCUCCACCAAGCUCCAACUUGUGACAUUGCUGGAAAAAUAUCAGGAUGUAUUCUCAAAGCACCAUCUAGACUGUGGGGAAGCCAAGGGCUUUGUACAUAGAAUCCGCCUCACUGACGACCGUCCCUUCCGUCUUCCGUAUCGUAGAGUGCCGCCAGCCCACUAUCAAAAGCUGCGUCAGGUUCUCACCGAGAUGGAAGAGCAGGGAAUCAUACGUAAAUCAAUGAGUGAAUAUGCCUCCCCACUCGUGAUGGUUUGGAAGAAAAACGGCGAUCUUCGUAUAUGCACAGAUUUUCGAUGGCUGAAUGCGAGAACCAUCAAGGAUGCUCAUCCUUUGCCCCAUCAAUCAGACUGCUUGGCUGCUCUUGGCGGUAACACUGUCUUCAGCACCAUGGACCUCACGUCUGGUUUUUAUAACCUGCCCAUGCAUGAAGAGGACAAAAGGUAUACCGCCUUUACAACACCACUAGGCCUGCACGAGUAUAACAGGAUGCCGCAGGGGCUUUGCAACAGUCCAGCGUCCUUCAUGAGGAUGAUGUUGAGUAUCUUUGGUGAUCUUAACUUCAGCAGUCUUCUGUGCUAUUUAGAUGAUCUCCUGAUUUUUGCCCCCAAUGAACAGCAGGCCCUCAGCAGGUUGGAAGUUGUUUUUCAGAGGCUGCGGGAGCACAACCUGAAGUUGAGUCCGAAAAAGUGCCAUCUGUUGCGGAAGUCCGUGAAGUUCCUCGGACACAUUGUUGACGGUGACGGUGUUGCUGUUGACCCGGAGAAGGUUGAGGUCAUCGCCAAAAUGUCGAAGAGGGACUUGAUGGAAUAUGAUAGCUGCACUCCUUCAGUCCACAGAGUCAAGUCGUUCCUGGGGAUGGUAUUUUAUUAUCAGCAUUUUAUACCAAAUUGCUCUUCCAUCGCAAAACCCCUGUUUGCCCUCACAGCUGGCCAGAAACGGAGAGGAAAGGCUGGAAAGUACAGUCAGAAUCCAGGGGUCUACAGAAAGCUCAAACCUGCAGACUGGACCCUUGACUGCGACACUGCCUUCGCCAGCCUUAAGGAGAAGCUCCUGAACUGUGCAGUCCUCACCCAUCCAGACUUCUCUAAGCCCUUGGUUCUGUCCAUUGACGCAUCUCUUGAUGGUCUUGGGGCAGUUCUGUCCCAGAUACCAGAAGGAGAAACGAAGGCACGCCCGAUCGCCUUUGCCAGCAAGACCCUCACUGGCUCACAAAAGAGGUAUCCUGCCCACCGCCUAGAAUUCUUGGCGCUCAAAUGGAGUGUUUGUGAAAAGUUCAGCCACUGGUUGAAGGGCCACACUUUUACAGUGUGGACCGACAAUAAUCCUUUAACUUAUAUAAUGACCAAACCAAAACUUGACGCUUGUGAACAAAGGUGGGUGGCAAAACUUUCCCCAUACACUUUCAGUAUCAAACACAUCCCUGGGAUAAAGAACAUCGUGGCAGAUGCCCUAAGUAGAGAUCCUUUUGCUAAGUCAGUGAGUCAGAGGUUGAUCAGCGAGCCAUAUAAAAGUCUUUUGGCUGAAGCAGAGGGAACCAAGGAGGAAAAAGUCCAGGAUCUCUUUCGGUGCAAGAUCCAGUGUCUCCAGGCACACGAUGCAGGCUGUUGUGUAACCAUGGGCACCGCUCGAGACAGGCUGGCUGGCAGUCAAGAACCCUUGCAUGUGAGAUCUACUUGUGAAGCUCACGUAGAGUGGGAAAGGGGAGCGGAGAUAAGAGCAACACAGUUUCUCAACGCCCUUUCCCAGGCGGUGCCCCCAGAACAGGAUGCACCUCCAGGCCUGUCUAUCGGCGAGCUAAGGCACAGCCAGGAAACUGAUCCAGUUAUCAGGGAGGUCCUGCCACUCGUUCAGAGGGGUGAGCCACCACCUAGGCGAAGGAGAAGUAGGUUAGCUCCUACGGCCCAGACACUGUGCAAACAGUGGCAUCAUCUUAAAGUCCUGGACGGAGUCUUAUAUAGGGUAACCAAAGACCCUUUGAGCAGAGAGAAGAGGUAUCAGUUUGUGCUGCCUGUUAGCUUGAAGGCCAAGGCUCUCGCUGGUGUGCAUGACCUCGCUGGACAUCAAGGGCAGGCUAGAACAGCACACCUCGCCCGACAGCGUUUCUUCUGGCCGCAAAUGGGAGGAGACAUCAAGGAAUAUGUGAAAUGCUGCCAACGCUGUAUCCUUGCAAAAACCCCUGAACCAGCUGCUCGAGCUCCCUUGGAGAGCAUUCGCACUUCGGCACCCAUGGAACUGGUGUGCAUUGAUUUUUGGAGUGCUGAGGACAGUAAGCAAAGAUCUGUGGAUGUAUUGGUCAUAACAGACCACUUCACAAAAUUGGCUCAUGCGUUCCCCUGUGUCAACCAAACUGCAAAGCAAAUAGCGAAGAAGUUAUGGGAUAACGUGUUCUGCAUCUAUGGUUUUCCAGGGCGAGUACAUUCCGAUCAGGGAGCCAAUUUUGAAAGUAAACUCAUAUCCGAACUCCUCAGCCUCACAGGAAUUACGAAAACACACACCACGGCAUACCAUCCCAUGGGAAAUGGGCAAACCGAAAGGUUCAACAGGACGCUUGGCAGUAUGUUGCGUGCCCUACCGCUGGCAGCCAAACAACACUGGGCCCAACAGAUACAGACUUUGACCUUUGCAUAUAAUGCCACCAUUCAUGAAACGACUGGAUAUCCUCCAUUCUACUUGAUGUACGGUCGAGUUCCCCGACUCCCGGUAGAUAUGGUCUUCAAACAAGUCUUGAAGGAUCCAGUCGUGGUGAAUUAUAAGACCUAUGCAGAGAAGCUGAUGGCGAACCUUCAUGUGGCUGCCGGCAUAGCUCAGCAGCAUGCGAGGAAAGAACAGCAACAUCAGGCUGAUGGCUAUAACAAGAGAGUACGUGGAACCCACUUGAACGUUGGCGACCGAGUUUUGCUUGCCAAUAAAGCGGAAAGAGGGAAGAGGAAGCUAGCGGACAAGUGGGAGCCCACCAUGUAUACCAUCAUAGACCGGAAUCCUCAGACUCACGUUUACAAAGUCAGGGAUGAGAGUGGGAAAACCAAAGUCGUUCAUCGGAAUCUAAUGUUGGACGUGAGCUUCUUACCUGUCCCAGAACAAAGCGGAGAGGAGCUGGAUGAAGAUGCCUCGGAUGUGGUCAGUGAGUUCCAGCCUUCCUCUGUUGAUGCCUUGAGUGGCCUGGCAGUAGACGCUUCUGAGGACCGUACCUGCUCAUGGUUAAAUGCGUCAUCUGAUGUCGAGUCUGAGUUUGAAGUUGAAGCUGAUGAGUCUGAAAUGGAGAAUGAGAUACCCCACUCUCUGUCCAGAGACUUUGUUCAACGGACAUCGACAAGAACCCAGUCUGAUGAGGUCAGAGGUCAAGGGGAAAACGAAUACUCACCUGUGAGAGACUUACCUGGUUCCAGUGUGCCCCCUGACUCACACCUGACUGACACUGACUCUGACUCUCCGACUGCAGCUCCUGACUUAGGCGAGACAGAAUCCCCAAACAUCACCUCACCUGUUACAAUGACUGAUAGUCAGACACCCACACAAGCACAAGGGCCUGAGAGACAGGUAGUCAGGACACGUACUGGUAGGGUUGUUAAGGCAGUCAAUCGCUUGAUAGAGAACAUGGUGCAAAAACCACUCACCAAGGGUUUUGUUGAAGGGGUCAAUAGAAGAUCACUGUCUUUGCUCAGCCUAUUUUAGACAGAGUGAUGAAUUAAAAAUCUGAGUAUUGUGUUAAGUUUUUGUUUAGUGCAUACAUUCUGAUAGGGUGUUCAUAUUGGAGGGGAGAGUGCCAUGAUUGUAUAUGGUGUAAAAGGCACCAUAUUUACUAAAAGAGAUAGUAGCCUGAUCAACUGCUGUUUUCUUUGAACUUACCUCGUAAGUAGCUUGAUAUGCUGUGUGAGGAAUUAGAUUUCCAGGGUUACUUCGGAUCAUGUGAAUGUGAACAUUAUGUUUUGUAUUAAUGAUUUAUUCCUAGUGAAUUAACCCUCUGUGUUCAGGAUUUUGGUGAAAUUAAAGAGGGGUGAAUGUAACAGAUAUGAGAAAAUGUGUAAGUCUUUUUUUGUUUUCAAUUGCGUUUGGUUCAGGUCAAUAUGUUUUAUUUCUCCAAAAUCCUUGUUCUGCCUUGUAUAAAAUUAGCUUUGGUAUUGGGAGUUAUAUUAUUUUGUGUAACAGCGCCCUCUGUGGGAAGAGUGUAUUAAGUGAAUGACAUCGCGUUCUCUCGUCAGUCUGUUUACCAUUGACUGAGGGGAGGUACGUAUUAUAUGCGAUGUGAUCAUUAAGACAUAAUUAAUGUGUUUUAACGUCAGCUCAAGCACAGGUUUUGAUUUCUUCAUGUAUAUUAUUGCAAGGGCAUAUGGGAUGAGUGGUUUUGUGUUCCUUAAUGUAUAUCCGAAGUGAAUAAUGAGAUGUUUGAAAUAGCUAACUAGCUAACCACGUUGUUUUAUGUGUGUGUUGUUAGCUCUCGCCAUUUUGUCUUCAUGCAGGAUAGCCUAUAUGCUUCAGCUUUUCUCUUUUUUGUAUAGGCUACUGUUUAUAUGUAUGGAGAAAAACCACAUCCGUGCUCUUAUUUGAUUUAUUCAGGUAUGUACUCCCAUUACCAUGUUUAGCAAAUGUGAUGUUCAUUUACAUGUAUUAUGUAAGAAGAUCUAAUCAUUGUGGUGUAGUCCUGUAUGUAUUUAUGUUGUAGCCUAUGUGUGAACAGGUUAGAUUUAAGAUAUAUUUCCUAAGAAGAACAUGCAAUGUGAUCGGAGAAAAAACAGCCUAAUGCGAACAUUUAUUUUCCAUAGUAAUUCUUUAUUGUAUUUUGUUUUAUGCUUUUUGAAUGAAUGCAAUUCAACGGUCAGUCUGUUUACCAUUGACUGAGGGGAGGCUACUGUUUAUAUGUAUGGAGAAAAACCACAUCCGUGCUCUUAUUUGAUUUAUUCAGAAUAAAGUGCCUAAGGAAUGUCAGCGUCCUGUCAUCAGUGCACCUGAACACAACGCAGUAGUCGGCGAGGUACAGACCGCGCCGGCU
Molecule: messenger RNA, 8641 nt
Organism: Alosa sapidissima (American shad)
Lineage: Eukaryota; Metazoa; Chordata; Actinopteri; Clupeiformes; Clupeidae
Exons: 4
Coding region: 2695-7326 (1543 amino acids)
Biological process (GO): DNA integration
Molecular function (GO): nucleic acid binding
Source: RefSeq, a predicted model, not a curated record